This is a messenger RNA of Penicillium soppii, 3354 nucleotides long. RefSeq lists its product as uncharacterized. The record is from RefSeq and is a predicted model, not a curated record. The coding region runs from base 1 to 3354 and encodes 1117 amino acids. Lineage: Eukaryota; Fungi; Ascomycota; Eurotiomycetes; Eurotiales; Aspergillaceae. The transcript is spliced from 2 exons.
AUGAAGCAACGGGCAGAGCGUGGACGUGACGCCACCGAGCGCGAGCGUUGGGCAACGGCAGCCAUACAGCUCAGCACGGAGACCAAGUCCCUUGAUGUAGUCUGUGACAUUAUGGAAUGGAAUGCUCGAUUCUUACGAGAUCCGUUUGUUUUCCCUAAGACUUUAGAGGAAAUCCUCAAAGGUGCAGGCCCUAUUCUAGCUUGUGGUUCUGACUUGCGACUUGCGAACCUUUCAUCGAGAUCUGAUCUUGAAGUCAAUGUGAAGACGGCACACAAAGCUCUGUUGGCUCUUCUUCAGACAUUUCUGCUACUAAUCCGAGAGCCCUGGUAUAAAGGCUCAGUGAAAAAUUUGAGAAGGGUAUCUUUCAUGUUUUCAACAAUUAUAAGCAGCAGAAUGGCGGCAUUGAGGUCUUACACAUCUGAUGAGCUGGCCAAGGAGCCGGAUAUUGUUGAGUUGCUGCUCGGCUCCCUCCUGCCAAUAAUCAUCCAAUACGAACUCGAAGGAAACACAGAAGGCCAGACGCUGUGCCCCUGGGCUGGUUCAUCUGCAAUUGUCCAAACAAGCUGCCCUGAUAGUCCUACCACAAUCGAAUUGAAAUUCAUGGACCUUCUCGCGUUCGAAAGGGAAAAGCUAUGGUUGCAGCUUCGGGUCAGCAAAGACCCAAAUACUUCGCUUCUCGAUAAAGGCUGGCCUCGUGGUCUCUCCAUCCAAGAACUGGCUGUAUCUGAAGACUGGCUAUACCACGCUUUGCAGCGUCCUAUCGAAGCGCCGUUUCUGUCUUCGAGGGCCCACGAAGUUCUGUUCAGCUCCGUGGAAACACUUAUGACAUCUAAACCAGAACAAUACGAUUCUGGUGGCGGGUUUGUGGAUAGCCUCGCCUUUACAGUUCGUGCCAUGAUCGCAUAUGGCGAAGAGGCAGCAAAGGUGCAGUGUGCCAUGCAGAUAUGGGAGCAUUACCUGUCAGUCUUGCAGUCACACCCACUCUAUCUUGAAAUUUUCCAAGACUGGUUAGCCCCUCUUGUGGAAUCUUAUAUCACACCUGAAGCCAAGUACCUCAUACGGCCAAGGUCUCGCAAGGCGCCGGAUCCAAUGAUAUUGAAAGUUCAUAAGGGGCCGGGGGUGAAUAAUUGGAAUCCAUUGGAGAAUUUUGACCAAGAAAUCGGGGUCACUGUGAAAGAUGAAAGGCCAAAGGAGAUACCUCGUGUGCUGCUCAACUAUCGUAUGCAUCCAUCGCAGCGAUCCAUGUCCGUCCGUACCAGAGAGGUAGAGUCCACACAGCCACUAAGACCAGUUGCAAUUUGGUCCUCCACCACCAAAGACAGGCAUGACUUGGGGCAUCAAGAGGCAGUGAUUUUGUCGGCCCUGCUUUUUAUCGAUUCCAGCACCCCACACCCCAAAAUUCUGCGGAGAAGGUUCCCAAACAAUGGGGCUCCUCGCUACCCACCAACCUAUUUGAGUGAUAGCUUUAUUACUCGAAUGAGCAAGGCCGAUACCGGUUCCAUGAGCUAUGCAGUCAGUGCUUUGAGUCGAUGUGCCCGAGAUGUUCCAGCUGAGUUACUGCGAGAUCUGAUCUGCUGUUUCUUGGAUGCACUGAAAGCGUGCCCAGAAGCAUCAAAUUAUCGAAUUCUACUGGAUACCGCAUUAGACCUGAUUAUCGUGUUAUUGCGAAGUGACCAACCUCAGCUCGUGAUAGAAGCGGUGCUUCGGGUAUGGACGGAAUUUCCAAAAGACUCCUCAAGUCAUCGCAAGAUUAAUUUGGUUAGAAUUGGGAGGGUUCUUACUCCAAAGCAGGCUCGUGGUCUUGUACAGAGCCUUGUUAAGCAUGCAUGUGACAUGUUCCAAGGGCAAGUCAAGCCACUUCUCAAUGAAGGGAAACCAUUCAUGAAGGUCACUACAGUCAAGAUGAUUGCCCAGACCCUUGCCGAGGCGGACUUCCUUCAGCCAUCUACUCGACUGCAACUCCUCGAAGAGGUUUUUAGGGCCAGUCAACAUAUCGACAUUCGCGUUGAGAUAGCCGUUUCUGUUUUGAAACUCAUUAUCCAGAGUCACAGCACCGAGCCAUUGGGACUCUUGACAUCUAUCUCUUUGUGUGCUUCUUCCCCCAGUGAGAGAGACAUUGCAACGGAGGAUCACUGGCGCAUAGCAGAAUCCGGAGGUCAAUUGCCUCCUAUCAUGACAAGCUCACGCCCGAUAUUGCAUUUGCUCGUGUGGACUGCGAAAAACAGCAUACCAGAAAAUCUCCGACCAGAUUAUGUUCAGAAGAUCCUAUUGCCACUAUUGCAAGAUUCCACGCGCAACCACACCAGAUGGAUAACCUGUCUUCUUUCCAGAAUGGGCACCUCACUUGCAGAGCUUGGACUGGAUGGUUCGGUCAUUGGUCCGUUUGAUAUGAAAUUAGUUGAUGAUAUCCUACGUGUGUGGGCUGAAUAUCUCCCGGGCUCUUAUCUGCAAAUCCAUCGCACCUGGGCCUUUGGCUAUCUACACCACACUUCUUUCAACCGAAUUUCUGAAGCUUUGAAAGUCUCGACAGCUGCAAUAGCAAAAAGUCACGAGGUCCAAACCCACAUAAAGCAACUCGUGGAGUCCCUGAGAGAUCGACAGUCUCUUGGCAGUUUCAAUCGACUCCUUUCACUUCCACAUGGAAAAGUCCAAGAUGGGCUGACUGACCAGCUUGUACUAAAGGAGCUCACUUUACGUGCGGAGAGAAUUGUCAAGUUCCCAAUCAAAUACGUCGAUUCAGAAGCCAAAUUCGCCAUUUUCCCAAAGUACUCAUUGGAGCUUCUCGGCAGUUUGCGAUCAAAAAUAUCAGUUAAACCCAAUGACCAAACAUCUUUCAGGCAAAGGAUAUAUGAGCCUUACACAAAACUGAUGGCGAUUAUUGCCGCUGCCUCUGAAAAGGUUCGGACAGAAGGUUGGCCUACUGAGUUCACUGCAUACCCGGUGACUCUACCCAGCAAAAUUGAGUACGAGCUUUUGCUUCUACCAUCGCCAGUCUACGGGGUUUCAACAUCAAGUUCUGCGUUGGAAGAAUUCAUGUCUGCUCUCACUGAUCUGAUUUCCAACUACGCUCAAGACCUAGUUUUGUGGAUGAAGUUUGAUAGCGUUGCAAAAAUAUUGAAGGAGCUCUCUCCCACAGAUAAAGUGGUUUGCGCAUUGGUCCUGGGCGAUUGCAAUGAUGGAAAUCGAAAAUUUAGCCCUGUCGAAACAUGGAUCAGGGUUAAACUAGCAGCGAUGUUGCUUCAUGAUGCCGAGAAGACAAAGACACCGCUGAAGAAAAAGGCACUGGAAAUGAUUGAGAGGUGGAAACAUAGUGAUAUUGAGGUAGUUAGACAAAUUGGAUGGGGAUGGCAGUAG